Lagopus leucura (white-tailed ptarmigan) is the source of this 2093-nucleotide messenger RNA. RefSeq names its product serine and arginine rich splicing factor 4 (gene SRSF4). NCBI's taxonomy places the organism in Eukaryota, Metazoa, Chordata, Aves, Galliformes, Phasianidae. The coding region runs from base 19 to 1446 and encodes 475 amino acids. The transcript has 6 exons. Gene Ontology annotation, molecular function: mRNA binding. Gene Ontology annotation, biological process: alternative mRNA splicing, via spliceosome; mRNA splice site recognition. The record is from RefSeq and is a predicted model, not a curated record. Gene Ontology annotation, cellular component: nucleus; ribonucleoprotein complex; cytoplasm.
CGCCCCCCCCCGGGCGCGAUGCCGCGGGUGUACAUCGGGCGCCUCAGCUACCAGGCGCGGGAACGGGAUGUGGAGCGUUUCUUCAAGGGUUACGGCAAGAUCCUUGAGGUGGACCUUAAGAACGGGUACGGCUUUGUGGAGUUCGAUGACCUGCGAGAUGCAGAUGAUGCUGUUUAUGAGCUAAAUGGUAAAGAUCUUUGUGGGGAAAGAGUGAUCGUUGAGCAUGCCAGAGGCCCACGUCGUGACAGCAGUUAUGGUUCUGGACGCAGUGGAUAUGGUUAUAGAAGAAGCGGAAGAGAUAAGUACGGUCCUCCUACCCGUACAGAAUACAGAUUGAUUGUGGAAAAUUUGUCAAGCCGCUGCAGUUGGCAAGAUCUUAAGGAUUAUAUGCGUCAGGCAGGGGAAGUGACAUAUGCAGAUGCACACAAAGGAAGGAAAAAUGAAGGUGUGAUUGAGUUCAAAUCCUAUUCUGACAUGAAAAGAGCCCUUGAAAAGCUGGACGGGACAGAAGUAAAUGGCAGAAAGAUUAGAUUAGUGGAAGACAGACCUGGAUCAAGACGGCGCCGCUCUUACUCCAGAAGCCGAAGCCAUUCAAGGUCUCGCUCUCGAAGCAGGCAUUCUCAUAAGAGCCGGAGCCGCAGUGCCAGCAGCAGUCGCUCCAAGAGUAGAUCAAGAUCCAGGUCUGUGUCCCGUUCCAGAAGCAAGAGCCGUAGUCGAAGCAAGAGCCGUAGCAGAGGCCAAAAAGAGAAAAGCAGGACUCCAAGUAAAGAGGAUAAAAGUAGGAGCCGCAGCAGGAGUGCAGAGAAAUCGCGGAACAAAAGUAAAGAUAAAUCUGAGGGCACUCUCCAUAACAGUGAUGAGAAAGAAAAGAGCAGGAGCCGCAGCAAGGAAAAGAGCAAGAGCAGGAGCAGGAGUGGAAGCAAGGACAGGGGAGAGACAAGGGAGAGCUUGAGGAGUAGAAGCAAAGAUAGGGAAAAGAGCAUUAGCAAAGCUAGAAGUAGGAGCAAGAGCAGGAAUGAGAGUAGGAGCAGGAGCCACAGUAAGGAGAAAAGGAAAAAUAGGAAGAGAAGCAGGGAUGACAGCAGAAGUAGAAGCAGGAGCUGCAGCAAGAGUGAGAAAAGCAAGAGGCGCAGCAAGCGAGAUAGCAAACCGAGCAGCAAGAAAAAGAGGAAGGACAGCCGUGAGCAGUCCAGGUCAGUCUCCAGAGAAAAGGAACAUCAAAAAUCAGAGUCUGACAAAAAGGAGACAAAAGGUGAGGGUGAGGAUGCAGCUGCCCGUGUGGUGUCUCGCUCUAGGUCUAGAUCUAUUUCCAAGUCAAAACCAAAUGUCAAAUCAGAUUCCCGUUCCAGGUCAAAAUCUGUUUCAAAACCGAGGUCCCGGUCCAAGUCUAGGUCUGCCUCCAGGUCACGCUCCCGAUCGCGGUCAAGGUCUCGCUCCAGAUCCUAACCUUGCUGCAACCAUACUCGGAACAGUCAGAGAAGUCUUUUGUACGUGUUUGGUAGUUGUAGCACAAGUGAUUGAAGUAGAAAACAUGUCAAUGCUGUAUAUUUUUAACUGCCCUGAUGGUUUGUCUGUCGUUGUUAGUGGCAGUACUCGCUCCCUGUAAUGCUCUCUGGUGCAGGGCUGUUCAGCUCUUUCACUCUUCUACAGGAAGGUUCUCUUAGAAUACAGUUCUUCCCAGAUCACUGAAACGGCCCUGUUUUCCAGGAGGAGCUUUGCAGAGAGUGAGCACUGCACCAUAGUGGGUUUAUGAGAUCGCAGUGAUGACUGAUAGGUAGGUAUGAUGGCUUCAACAAUCUUUGCCCUUGAAUUGAUGCCCUUUGCUGUAUGCCAUUUAGUGGAAGUGCUAAGUCUUAAGUUUCAUACUACUUCUGUUUCAUAUUUUUUCGGACUUACAGAGUUGUGAAUAGCACAGUCAAAAGGGGAUAAAAAGGUACUUGCAGUAAUCUGUGGGAAAAUAGAGUUCCAUAUUCUGGUAUUGUGACAAUAUCCUUGUUUUAUAUUAAUUUUUUAUUUAUUUUUCCCCGUCUUGCAAAGUACAGUGAUCCCUGUUUCCAUGAGAUUUGAAUAAAGACUAUUUUUGCUUGAUGACA